CGACCAUGGGUAAAGAAAAGACUCACAUUAACGUUGUCGUCAUUGGUCACGUCGAUUCCGGCAAGUCCACUACUACUGGUCAUCUUAUUUACAAGUGUGGGGGUAUUGACAAACGUACGAUAGAAAAAUUCGAAAAAGAAGCCGCAGAACUUGGUAAAGGUUCUUUCAAAUAUGCCUGGGUUUUGGACAAACUGAAAGCUGAACGUGAACGUGGUAUCACUAUUGAUAUCGCCCUCUGGAAAUUCGAAACUCCAAAAUAUUAUGUCACUGUCAUUGACGCCCCCGGACACCGUGAUUUUAUUAAGAACAUGAUUACUGGUACUUCCCAGGCCGAUUGUGCUAUCUUGAUUAUUGCCGCCGGUACUGGUGAAUUCGAAGCCGGUAUUUCCAAGGAUGGUCAAACUCGUGAACAUGCUCUCUUAGCCUAUACCCUUGGUGUCAAACAACUCAUUGUUGCAGUCAACAAGAUGGAUACUACUCAGUGGUCUGAGGAACGGUUUAACGAAAUUGUUAAAGAAGUUUCUGGUUUUAUCAAAAAGGUUGGAUACAAUCCCAAAACAGUUGCAUUCGUCCCAAUAUCGGGCUGGCACGGCGAUAACAUGUUGGAAGAAUCUUCAAAUAUGCCAUGGUUCAAGGGAUGGCAGAAAGAAAUCAAAGGUGGUUCUGCUAAAGGGAAAACGCUUUUGGAAGCUAUCGACUCUAUUGAGCCACCAACUAGACCUACCGACAAACCCCUUCGUCUUCCUCUUCAAGAUGUUUAUAAGAUUGGUGGUAUUGGUACUGUCCCUGUGGGUCGUGUUGAAACCGGUAUUAUCAAAGCCGGUAUGGUUGUUACCUUUGCUCCAGUCGGUCUCACUACUGAAGUCAAGUCGGUGGAAAUGCACCACGAACAAUUAGUCGAAGGUGUACCUGGUGACAACGUUGGAUUCAACGUUAAGAACGUGUCAGUUAAGGAAAUCCGUCGAGGGUUCGUUUGUUCCGAUUCCAAGAAUGAUCCUGCUAAGGAAUCAGCAUCCUUCAACGCUCAGGUCAUUGUCCUCAACCACCCCGGUCAAAUUGGUGCCGGAUACGCACCAGUGUUGGAUUGUCACACCGCUCACAUUGCUUGUAAAUUCGCAGAAUUGCAAGAAAAAAUUGAUCGUCGUAGCGGUAAAAAACUUGAAGACAAUCCCAAAUUUGUUAAGUCUGGUGAUGCAGCCAUUGUUAAAAUGAUUCCCUCCAAACCAAUGUGUGUCGAGGCUUUCUCCGAAUACCCUCCGCUAGGUCGUUUUGCCGUGAGAGAUAUGCGUCAGACCGUCGCCGUAGGAGUCAUUAAGGGCGUUGAAAAAGUUGACAAGGCAGGAAAGACUACCAAAGCAGCCGUCAAAGCUACAAAGAAAUAA
Molecule: messenger RNA, 1382 nt
Organism: Acaulospora morrowiae
Lineage: Eukaryota; Fungi; Glomeromycota; Glomeromycetes; Diversisporales; Acaulosporaceae
Source: the annotation of a GenBank genome assembly